GUAAGUCGUUGCCAAGAUGACUGAACCGGAUCCGUAGCCAUUUUGGCUCAAGGCUCCGAGGAUCGCCCCAAGACGGCCCAAUAGGCUGUAAGAGCGCCCAAAGUCGGAGUUUUAGUAGCCAUGUCGGCCGCGCGUUGCUGCUUGCUGCUCGCCGUGACAGGCAGCUCUGCCGUCAUGGACAUAAAGGGGAAGGGCGGGCAUCUCCGGAGGCCCAGAGAACAGGCGCCUCAUGGUUUCAUAGUGGGCGAUGGUCCGAAGGUGCACGUGAGCGUCGAGGUGCUGGAGAGCGGAGGAAUGCUUAUUGGCACCACCGCGAUCGAGGAGCCGGCCCGCAUAGAAACCGCGGAUCUGUGCACGCAGGUCGGGGUGGCAUGGUUGGCGCUGGUGCUUAGCGGCGGCGUCUUCGUCAUCUUGCCCAGGUACCAGACCCUGGCGCAGUUGCUCCUUUUCUUCGGGGCCCAGAACUUCAUGAACUUGUUGUACAUCAAGGCGAUCAUGUCCAUCCACACGGUCUGCCAGGAGCUCAACAUACGGCGCUUCCAUGCGCUCCUAGUGCUGACGGCCAUGCAGCAGCUCGCGGGCUUCCUCUUCCUCGCGCUGGUGAUCCUCGUGUCCCAGCUGACGCCGUGGGCCUACAGGCCGCACAGCAUCGUCAGUAAGGACCAGGCCCUCGCGGUGAUGGCCCUCGCAGUGUGCUUCACCCUGAACAUCGCCCUCAACAACUUCAGCCUCUCGCUCCUGGACAUGUCCGUUAACGUUAUGGUCCGCUCCACGAGCCCGCCGAUGUCUCUUCUCCUGCAGCUGUGCUUUCUUGCGAAGGUAGGCAUGGUGCUACUCGGCGUCAUCGGCGCGGCGCUGGUGGUUAUUUCCAAGAGCACCCAGAAGAAGACGGCGGACCAGAACGAGGGCGGCGGCAGCAACACGCUGGGUCUCCCUGGAGCUCAUGGUAGUGGUGAUUCUUGGCAAGGGGUCAAGUUGAACGCUAUCGACUCGCUCAUUUACAUGACCAUUCCAAUCGUCGUGCUGCUGUUGUUGCCCAUCUACUUGAUCAAGCACCCCGUGUCUUAUCCUGGGCACGAGAUGGCCACGAAUUUCAGCGUGUUCGUGGAGAUCGCCCAGCUGAGCCUCGGCACCGUGGUGCAGGUGAUGAUGUCCGGCAUCUGGGCCCUCGGCUACAACCUCCUGCUGUACAACAUUGUCAGGGACCUCUCCCCGUUCUUCGUGUCGUUUGCCGCAAACUUCAAAAGGUGGCGGCCAUCGCCCUGGCCCUGCUCAUGGGCAUGGAGUCGCUGCAGGCCGGCCGCUUGAAGUACUUGAUGUGCGCGGGCGCGGCGGGGAACAUGGCGGCCUGCACCGCGUACAGUCUGUGGCCGCCGCAGCCGAAGAAGGAGCUCUCUGAAGAAUGCAGCAGAGUUCUGCUGCAAAAAAGGCGGACGCCUGAGGCCCUCGCCUCUCUCGCCGAGGAGCGCCGAGAAGGGCGCGGGGCGCUUUGGCGUCGAAGGAGUGCCGUCAGGCGCGCGCCUUGCGUGCGUCGAGUGAUCUCGCGCCCUGACGGCCGCGGCUAAUUUAGGCAGCAUGCGAAUCGCUGAAUCGCUUCCUCUCCUCUUCCCCUUCUCUCCUCUUCUCUCCUCUUCCUGCUCCUCCUCCUAUUCCCCGCCGGGGAGCAGGUGGAGGAUAUCUCUUAGAUCCGUCGGUGCCAGUGCUCGAGGCCUGACGAGGACACUGCCUAUCCGCUGACUUCGCGGAGGGUUCGGUGGAUCGCGCACACAUGGUCCCCAUACCGAUGUAUGAGCUCCUCCGACUGCACCGAAUACGAGAUACCACCUGGCGCUGUCGGCUGUGGUUGUCGUUUCCUAUGAUUUCUUCAGCCGAUCGGCGCGGGCCCUCGCGCCCCGCCCCCCGGGUGGGGCCUCUCCUGGGGCGCACUGCUGCAAACAGUGGCAUUCAGCAGAGGUCCGGAGACAGACCCCUCCCGAACCCCCCCCGGUC
Messenger RNA from Prorocentrum cordatum, 1989 nucleotides. Lineage: Eukaryota; Dinophyceae; Prorocentrales; Prorocentraceae. The record is from the annotation of a GenBank genome assembly.